AUGUGCCCCUCCACGUUCCACAGAGAGAGGUUUCGAGGGGCUUCCGGGGGGCCCCCUACGCUGGUGAACCGGCACGUGUACUCGGGCAGCGCCGACAGGACGGUCAAGUGCUGGCUGGCAGACACGGGCGAGCGUGUGCGCACGUUCGCGGCCCACAGACACAGCGUGAGCGCCCUCAAGUACCACGCGGGGACCUUGUUCACGGGCAGCGGGGACGCCCGCGCGCGCGCCUUCGACGCCCAGUCUGGAGCGCUGCGGAGGGUGUUCCGCGGCCACGCCUUCAUCAUCAACUGCAUCCAGGUGCACGGCCAGGUCCUCUACACGGCCUCGCACGACGGCGCGCUGCGCCUCUGGGACGUGCGCGGCCUCCCGCGCGCCCCGCCGCCGCGUCCCGCCGCUCCCAAGCGCAGCCUCUCGCGCCUCUUCAGCAACAAAGUGGGCUGCGCCGCCGCCGCGCCCCUGCAGCCGGCCUGA
Messenger RNA from Physeter macrocephalus (sperm whale), 474 nucleotides. It is a transcript of the gene WDR86, whose product is annotated as WD repeat domain 86. Gene Ontology annotation, molecular function: protein binding. Bases 1 to 474 code for a protein of 157 amino acids. NCBI's taxonomy places the organism in Eukaryota, Metazoa, Chordata, Mammalia, Artiodactyla, Physeteridae. The transcript has 4 exons. The record is from RefSeq and is a predicted model, not a curated record.